AUGGAAGUAAUGGGUUAUGGAGGUAAAACAAGUAGUCAACAAACAGAAUUAGAAAUGGAACAAUAUAUAAGUAGUUUAUAUUUAACUGAUUUCUCGAAUAUGUUGUUGGCUAUACAUUCAGCUACAAAUUGGUUAAUAUUUUAUAAAUGGCCAGAAUGUAAAGAAAAAAAAGUAAAACGUUUUGCAACAAGUUUAACACUUUCGGCUUCUUCUAGAGCCGAUUGGUUAAGAGGAUCAGCACCAAUAGAUUCUACUUCAGCUGAACAAGCAUUAAAUAAAUUUAGAGAAUUAAAGAAUGAAAUAUGUGCCGAUAUACUUUCUUCGCUUUGCAAUACUUGUUCUUCAAUUGGAGAUGCUUUAGGUAUCGAUAAAAUUCAAAAUCGACCAAUUACUCCUCAAUUAUUCCUAAAUAAUACAGAAUUACUUCAACAUACUAAUUUACUUGGAAAUAUUAUUGAAUCAGUACUUAUUCCACUUGCCCGUCCAAAUUCCGAAGAGAACGAUAUUAUUGAAUGGAGGGAUUUUUGUAGACAAAUAGGUUAUCAAUAUGCACAAAUUAAUGGAUGUUUAAAUGCUGAACAAUGGAAAAUUGUUAGAUGGAAAUUAGUACUUGCAUUAAGUGGAAAUAGAACACGUUCAAUACAGAUAGAUGACAGAUUAUUAAUUAAUAAUGGAAAUAUUAAUAAUAAAAAUAUAAAUAAUUCUUUAUUAAAAAAUAAUAAAGAAAAUUAUACAAUUGGGCAGAAGAAGAGAAAAAUUUGGCAUCAAUUCUCUUCCCCUUCAGAAAAUAAAAAUAAUAAAACAACAUUAACAACAACACCAACAACAACAACCUCAAUAACUCCAAAUAAUCACCAAAAAGCUUUAGUUAGAACAUUUAAUUGUACUUUAAGAGAAAUGAAAAAUGGGGCUUUAUGUGCUUUUGUUGAUUCUAGUCAAAGACAAAUGACUUCAAGAAAUGGAUAUAAAAAUAUUGGAAAAUAUGGAGAAAGACAAAAAAGGGGUAAAAUAAAUUAUUAAUUGCCCUCCCUCAAAUAAUUACCUCGCUUCUAUUAAAUACCUCCUUUAGCGUGAGGUCGAAACAAUACCCAGGGUAAUUAAUAAAAGUUUUAUGGUAUUUUUAAGUAAAUUUAUAAUAAAAUAAUUUUAAAAAAAUAUCGAGAGGACACAUAAAACAUACAAAAUAAUUUUAGAAUUGAAAAUAAAUUAAAUUUCAUUAAAGACGAGGGGAGGGGGGUUUCAAGCCAAUCCUUUAAGUAAGAAUAUUUGCAAAUAAAUGUCAAUAUCGUUUUAAGGUGGAUAUUGUUAAAUAUAAGCUUAUUCAAAGGGUUUUACGGAAUUUCACAAUGAUGAUUUCCAACUACUAAACAUUUUUUAAAUUUUUUCCAGAUUCUUCAGUUUCCCAACAACAAUAUGGAAUAGCUCCUAUACAUUUAAUUAAACGUUUAAAUUGGAUUAAUGGCCCUCCAGCUGGUGUAGUUGCCAGAGCCAUAUUUCCUAGGCCAUCAACUUCCCAGGAUUCUUUUAGUUUAGUACUUACAACAAAUGAAAAACAAUAUUUGAGGGAUGAAGAAAAUAUAGAAAAUUAUGAAAAUGAAGAAAAUAAAAGAAGACUUUCUAAAGGAAUUGUUGAU
This is a messenger RNA of Meloidogyne enterolobii, 1634 nucleotides long. The record is from the annotation of a GenBank genome assembly. NCBI's taxonomy places the organism in Eukaryota, Metazoa, Nematoda, Chromadorea, Rhabditida, Meloidogynidae.